Messenger RNA from Castor canadensis (American beaver), 754 nucleotides. The record is from RefSeq and is a predicted model, not a curated record. Lineage: Eukaryota; Metazoa; Chordata; Mammalia; Rodentia; Castoridae.
UUUGAAAUGUGCCAUAAGUGUGCUUUGUUUGUAGGUCCAUACUGUGGAAGUAUGACUGUUCCCGAAAAACUCUGGCUGAACACAAAUGAAGUAACUGUCCGCUUUGCGAGUGGAUCCCACAUUUCUGGUCGGGGUUUUUUGCUGACCUAUGCCAGCAGUGACUAUCCAGAUUUAAUAACCUGUUUGGAACGAGGUAGUCAUUAUUCGAAGACAAAAUACAGCAUAUUCUGCCCAGCUGGUUGCAGAGACAUAGCAGGAGAUAUUUCUGGGAAUAUGGUACAUGGCUAUAGAGAUACCUCUUUAUUGUGCAAAGCCGCCAUUCAUGCAGGAAUAAUUGCAGAUGAACAGGGUGGCCGGAUCAGUGUGCUUCAGCACAAAGGAAUAAGUCAUUAUGAAGGAAUUCUGGCCAAUGGUGUGCUCUCCAGGCAUGGCUCCCUGUCAGAAAAGCGCUUUCUGUUUACCUCCAACGGAAUAAAUGUUGCAACUGUGGCUGUUCCAUUGGUGCUCCUCAUUGUGCUUCUUCUGGCUGGAAUUGGGAUCUUUGCAGCCUUUAGAAAGAGGAAGAAGAAAGGAAAUCCAUAUGUAUCAGCGGAGGCUCAGAAAACAGGUUGGUUAAAACUUCAUCUACAGUUUUAUUGUGUAUUUGAGGAAGUGACAAGAUCUGAUUGAAAGCAUGAAUAGGCUUGGAAUGUAGCUGAGUGGUAGACUGCUUGCCUAGCAUUUAUGAGGUGCUGAAUUUGAUUCCCAGCACUGC